CCACAAUACUCACACUCCAUAAAAAUAGAGGGUGACAUCAUCCUUGGAGGACUCUUUCCAGUACAUUCAAAAGGACCUUCAGGCAUCCCAUGUGGAGAUAUUAAGAAAGAGAAGGGAAUUCAGCGCAUGGAGGCUAUGCUCUUUGCAGUUGAUCAGAUCAACAAUGACCCAGAACUGCUGCCCAACAUUACCCUGGGGGCCCGAAUUAUGGAUACAUGUUCCAGAGACACCUAUGCCUUGGAACAGUCACUGACCUUUGUGCAGGCACUUAUCCAGAAGGACGACUUGGAUGUCCGAUGCUCUAAUGGUGAGCCACCUAUCAAAUCCAAACCAGAGCGAGUAAUUGGGGUCAUUGGUGCUUCAGCCAGCUCAGUGUCCAUAAUGGUGGCCAACAUCUUACGUCUGUUUGCUAUCCCACAGAUUAGCUAUGCUUCAACAGCUCCUGAGCUAAGUGACAAAACCCGUUAUGAGUUCUUCUCCCGUGUUGUGCCUCCGGACUCAUUUCAGGCACAGGCUAUGGUAGACAUUGUCAAAGCCCUGGGCUGGAACUAUGUCUCCACUUUGGCAUCAGAGGGCAACUAUGGGGAGAGUGGAGUUGAUGCUUUCCUUCAGAUUUCUAGAGAAGCAGGAGGUCUCUGUAUAGCUCAAUCAAUUAAAAUUCCUAGAGAGCCGAGACCAGGGGAGUUUGAUAAAAUUAGUAAGCGGCUAAUGGAAACUUCAAAUGCCAGAGGAGUUAUCAUGUUUGCUAAUGAAGAUGACAUCAAACAGGUCUUAAGUGCAGCAAAGAGGGCCAAUGUCACAGGUCACUUUCUGUUUGUCGGGUCUGAUAGCUGGGGGUCCAAGAUUGCACCCAUUCUCAACCAAGAAGAUGUGGCAGAGGGGGCAGUCACUAUUCUGCCCAAAAGAGCAUCUAUAGAUGGUUUUGACCAAUACUUUAUCUCACGUUCUCUGGAAAACAACAGGAGAAACAUCUGGUUUGCAGAGUUUUGGGAGGAUGAUUUUAAAUGUAGACUAACACACCCAGGCAUAAAACUAAACAGUGGACAGAGGAAGUGCACAGGAGAGGAGCAGAUUAGCAGGGACUCUCCAUAUGAGCAGGAGGGUAAAGUGCAGUUUGUGAUUGAUGCUGUCUAUGCCAUGGCCCACGCAAUUCACAUCAUGCAUAGAAACCUCUGCCCAGGGACGACAGGCAUCUGUGAUAGAAUGGACCCAAUUGAAGGAAGCCUGCUCCUCAAAAACAUUCGUGCUGUCAACUUUAAUGGCAGUGCGGGCACCCCGGUGAUGUUUAAUGAGAAUGGAGAUGCUCCAGGGUGCUAUGAUAUCUUUCAGUACCAGCUUUCUAACACCACCAACCCAGGUUACAAAAUUAUCGGCCAGUGGACAAACCAUCUUCAUCUUAAUGCAGAGAACAUGCAGUGGCCUGGAGGAGAAAAACAGUUUCCAUUAUCUGUUUGCAGCUUUCCCUGUAAGUCAGGGGAGAGGAAAAGAAUGGUGAAGGGUGUGCCAUGCUGCUGGCACUGUGAACUCUGUGAUGGCUACCAGUACCUCUUAGAUGAGUUCAAUUGUGGCACUUGCCCAUUCAACCUGCGGCCCACUCCUAACCACAUGGACUGUAUACCCACGCCCAUUAUCAAGCUUGAGUGGAGCUCCCCCUGGGCCGUUAUUCCUGUUUUUCUGUCUGUGCUCGGAAUCCUGGCCACUACCGGUGUCAUCAUUACCUUCAUCUGCUAUAACGAUACACCCAUUGUUCGUGCCUCAGGCCGGGAACUCAGUUAUGUGCUUUUGACAGGCAUCUUCUUCAUCUAUCUUAUCACUUUUCUCAUGAUUGCUGAGCCGAGCCCUGUGGUAUGCGCCUUCCGCAGGCUGUUGCUUGGUCUUGGCAUGUGCAUCAGUUACUCAGCUUUGCUCACUAAGACCAACCGCAUCUAUCGCAUAUUUGAACAGGGCAAGAAGUCGGUGACGCCGCCCAAGUUCAUCAGCCCCACUUCACAGCUCAUAAUCACCUUCAGCUUAAGCUCAGUUCAGCUGCUGGGGAUUUUCAUUUGGUUUGGUGUGGUUCCACCACACACAAUUGUUGACUUUGAGGAGCUGCAUCCCCCAAAUCCUGAGCUGGCACGAGGGAUCCUGAAAUGUGACAUGUCUGACUUGUCUCUCAUUGGAUGUCUUAGCUACAGCAUGGUUCUAAUGGUGACAUGUACUGUGUAUGCCAUAAAGAGCAGAGGGGUUCCAGAAACAUUUAAUGAAGCCAAGCCUAUCGGCUUCACAAUGUAUACCACCUGCAUCAUCUGGCUAGCUUUUGUGCCCAUCUUCUUCGGAACAUCUCAGUCUACAGAGAAGAUGUUCAUCCAGACAACUACACUGACUGUGUCUAUGAGUCUAAGUGCAACCGUCUCCCUGGGCAUGCUUUAUAUCCCUAAAGUCUACGUGAUCAUCUUCCAUCCAGAGCAAAAUGUGCAAAAGCGAAAGCGCAGCUUUAAAGCUGUGGCACAGGCAGCUACAAUGUCUUCACGCCUCUCUCAAAAAUCCAGUGAUAGGCAAAAUGGAAGGAACGAAAUGGACACUGACAGGUCUCAAUAAAUGCUGCAAGUGACUGUUUUAUUAAAUCUUGUUUUUAGCGUUUAAAGUCCUAAAGUUUUCACAGUGAUGUUAAUGUGCUUUUGGUUUUCCACUGUUUCUCUAGCUCAGGGGUUUUCAACCUUUUUAGGCAUGCGCCCCCCUUCGUGUGCCAAGCGCGACUUGCGCCCCCCCUCGCGCCCCCCUCCCCUUGGUGAGACAGCGCUCAAUCGCGUAUGCCGAAAGCAGCUUCCUUCCGCCACGCCCCCUACCCUUGGUAAAACAGAUGCCAAGCGCGGAUUCCUCCACGCCCCCUUCCCCUUGAUGAGGCACGGCUCACGCGCCCCUCCCCUUGGUGAAGCACGGCUCUAUCUCGUGUGCCACCGGUUCGUAAUAAUAAUCUCGUAAUAAUAAUCCCCCCCCCCCCCCCCCCCUAAUGUCCCCCAGACAAGUACUCCCACAGGUUGAAAACCCCUGCUCUAGCUAACAGGAUAUUGUAAGA
Molecule: messenger RNA, 3055 nt
Organism: Trichomycterus rosablanca
Lineage: Eukaryota; Metazoa; Chordata; Actinopteri; Siluriformes; Trichomycteridae
Gene: grm6b
Product: glutamate receptor, metabotropic 6b
Exons: 11
Biological process (GO): G protein-coupled glutamate receptor signaling pathway; regulation of synaptic transmission, glutamatergic
Cellular component (GO): plasma membrane
Molecular function (GO): adenylate cyclase inhibiting G protein-coupled glutamate receptor activity
Source: RefSeq, a predicted model, not a curated record